Molecule: messenger RNA, 3218 nt
Organism: Aegilops tauschii subsp. strangulata
Lineage: Eukaryota; Viridiplantae; Streptophyta; Magnoliopsida; Poales; Poaceae
Source: RefSeq, a predicted model, not a curated record
GGCCUAGCACAUCUCUCCUUCCUCCGCCUCUUUCCCCACCUCCAGUCGCGGCCGCAGCUAGGCCAGCAUGGCGGCGCGCCAACCAGCCACCGCAGCCUUCCAUCACCACUAUCGACCGCUGCUCCACCACAUCACCGAUCCAUCCAUCAACCAGCUUUACCACUCAACCAUCACUCCACUUCCUCCGCUUCUCUUCUUCUUCUCCUAACCCUGCUGCUGCUCUUAUUCUUCUUCCCCUCGAACCUGCUGAUAUUCUUCUUCUCUCCAUGCCCCUGCUGCUGCUCUUCUACUCACUGACGCUACUCUUCCUUCUCUCCUACACCUCUUGUUGCUGCUCUUCUCCCACAAAACUACUGCUCCUCUCUUCUCUCAACAUCCCCUACUGCUUCUUUCUUCUCCGAACCUGCGGCUGCUCCGCUCCAGCGCCCUCUUGCUGCUCUUCUCCAGCGCCCCCUUGCUGCUCCUCAUUCGCUGAAGCUCUGCUCUGAAUCCCUCCUACUGUUAUCUCUCUCUCUCUCUCUGAUUUCUGUUAACUUGAGAUGUGUAUGUCGUGUGUAAUGUUCAAAUUUGACUAGUGCAAGCAACUUGUUAUUUGUUCGGUUUGGUACUAGUAUAAUAUGGUACUUGUUAUGUUGGAUAUGACCAGUUGAGGCCUUGUUAAUUUGGGAGAUUAUUGAUCUAUUGAUCUAUUAGAAUUUGCUUCUGUGAAUUAGUAUUCUGCUAGCAUAUGAAUGUGUUCACCCGUGUGUGUUUGUUCCUUACUGAAAUUUAUCCCGUUGUCCAUGUGUUAGAUCCAGUACAUGUGCAAUGUAAAUACAUGUGUGUUUGUGAUGUAAACCAUCUACAUUGUGUCUUCUAAUCUUGUUUCUUCCAUCUCUUACAUGUUAGAUAGUCAUUUGUGUUCACUUCCCUUUUGUCGAUCAUGUUCAUGUUAGUAUUUUAAUUUCUCAAGCAUUACGAAAAUACCAAAAAGAAAGUAAGUAAAAUCUGCAUUUUCUUUGUCUGAACAUUUUAUGGAACAAUCUUCGUUAGUCUAGAUCUAAUUGUCUGCUAUCAUCAUCUAAAUUCUGUCACCUAGAUUUAGUCGAGCAUUAUUGCCGUCGCCUAGUCCCUGUGGACGACACGACACUGCAGAUUUGGGCGUGAAAAUCUAUUUACAAUCGAUCAUUGUGGCGCCAUUGCCGGGGACUAGCAUCGAGCGAUUUUGUUUGGCUAUAGACUAGGUUCUACUUGUUUUCUCUUUGUGCCAUAUAUUUGUGAUAUAUCUCUUACCCCUAACCACUGUUCUAGUUAUUUUCUCUUUCUUUCUUGUUAAUUUGGUAGGUUGAAUUGUCUUCUUGGAAAUGGGAUUCUACUCAGAUCAUCAUGCUUAUGUGAGCAAUAGCACAAAUAGCUCAGAAAGUGUUCAAGACCUGAUAAGUAAGAUUUCCUAUCAAUUAGAUGACUUAGCUCAGCAGCGAGGAAUAGUUUUUGAGGAUAGGCCUAGUUCUUAUGAUCCUUACCCUAGAGUCCAUCCUUGUGUUGCUCCUACAUGCCAUAUUUGUGGUUUUCAGGCCAUUAAACCGCUGAAUGUCAGCAUGGUUACUCUCACCCUCCAGAUUGUUUUGGCAUGAGCUUCACUCAACAACAUAGCUCAUACCAAAACAAUUACUCACAUGGGUGGCCUCAAAACCAGAAUAUGUCAUAUUGGAACAACAACCCUGAGGUCUCACCAUUUUCUUCUAGCCAUCAUAUGCAGGGAAUUAGGUACAAUGAGUAGAGCAACAACUAUGCGCCACAACAAUUUUAUUCAGCUCCUACUCAUAUACCUCAACAACAGGAGAUGUGUCCAAUGGAGUUAAAUGGUCCUCCAUUUGGUCAACCUACAACUUCAACACCCGUUGAGGAAUCUCAUGUGCAAGUGCCCACACAAAAUGAGUUCGAUGAUAUAGAGAAGAUCACUCUUCUUAGCCUUGAAUUCACUUGGAGUGGCGAGGAUGAUCCUAUUAGGAAGCUGAUACUAGAUGAGAUGAAGAAGAUUAAGAGUGGAAAGGAGCUAGUGGAAGAAGUAAGGAAGAUCGAGAGGAACAUUAAUACUGGCAGUACUAUCUCAUCACAGCUUGAGCUGAGUAUUUCUGGGAUAUCCCUUGAUACAUGUGAGGUUCCAACACCUUCACAUUCAACUGAGCAAGAUAGUGAGAGUCCAGAGGAAGAGAUACUUCAGAUCCAAGAAGUAAUUCUCAAAGCCAAGGAACAAGACGAUCCAGAGCUUGAAUGCCCAAGUGAUCAAGAUGAAGAUCCAAUGUCUAUCUCUCCCGAAGAAGUAAAAGAAACUGCUAUAGAUGAACUUGAAGAACCAGGAAUUCAUUUGCCUAUUGUCAUACAAGAGCGUGAUGUAGCAGGUUUAUCUAAUCCUCUUGAUGACAUGCGUCCUUAUGAUUUAUUUGCUUCUACCUUGCAUUACAUGAUACCAUCAAUUAAGCUAGACUUGAAAAAUUAUUUGCUAGGACAGGAUCAUACAUACCCUGUUAGUGGCAUUUCUCACAUUUGCUAUUAUGACGCUUAUUCUCCCCAUGCUAGAGUUAUGCUUAAUGAAAUAUAUCAUCCACAUGCCAGCGUUGAGAUCAUUUAUUCAUAUCAUCCUAAACAUGUGCUUUAUAGCUAUGCUUAUGUAAUUGGACACUUGAUUGAUGACUUGGAGGGUAUUAUCCCUACCACUUGUCUUGUCUCUUUUGUUGUAUGCCUUUCCAGGUUUUUGCUACUGCAUCGUUUACUACAUGCUGACCAGCUUCGAGGUGACAUCCCUUGGGAUCCCGGUGGAGUCAAAGCACUGUGAUGAGGAGAAGCAAUGUGGCACACAUAUAGAAGAGAGAAGUUGGAGCUUGCAAGUGGAAGAAAAAGGAGAAGAGCUAAAGUUUAGAGAGUGAUUGUGCGAGACCUACAUAAUAUAAGCCUGGUGUAUACCAUGUUCUCUGGAUCGGUGGUAUGUUCCUUUGGGGAGACAAAAAAUACUAAUAAUUGGUCAAGCCAGGUGUAUACCAUGUUCUCGGGAUCAGUGGUAUGUUCUUUUGGUGAGACCGAUAAUAUAUUUUCAAUAUGUGUUUCCAUUUCAAUAAGUGGUUCAACCACAAUGUUGUGUUCCUGGUAAUAAGUGAGGAUCGUGCUCUCUUUAGCAACCUUUUGGCACAAUCAGCAUUUGAACUUGCUAAUCUUUGUUUAUCAUUGCAAAAGUUUAAAAU